CCUUUUUAUGGUGCUAUACCCAUGCCCAUACCCAUAGGCAUAAUUAUAACCAAUUAUAACUGUAAUAAAAAAUUGUAGGAACAAAAUGAUUAUAAAAAAUAUGUACAGGGGAAUUAUUAUAAAUAUUUUCCUUGUUAUUGUUGAUAUAAUACGUAUGAGCAUGGGAAAUGAGUAUUAUGAAAUUCUUGGUGUAAGCAGAACAGCUGAUUUAAAAGAAAUUCGAAGGGCUUUCAAGAAAUUGGCAGUGACAGAACAUCCUGACAAAAAUAAUGAUGAUCCCAUAGCUCAUGAGAGAUUUAUUAAACUGACAAAAGCUUAUGAAAUAUUGAAAGAUCCAGUUUUAAGAAAAACCUAUGAUAACUAUGGAGAGGGUGGUCUUGAUAAUGCAAAUAGAGGAGGAACCCAUCAUUCUUGGAGUUACUAUGCAAAUAAUUUUGAAUUAUACGACGAUGAUCCCCAAGUUAUUAAGUUGGAUAAUAAUGAUUAUUUUGAAAAUGUUAUUAAUACAGAAAAAGCCUGGUUAGUAAAUUUUUAUUCUCCAAUGUGUAGUCAUUGCCAUACGCUUGCACCAGUUUGGAGAAAAAUUGCAGAAGAAUUUGAUGGGGUAGUUAGAAUAGGGGCUGUAAAUUGUGAAGAUGAAUGGCAACUUUGUCAUCAAAUUCGAAUACAGUCGUAUCCUACUUUAAUGUAUUAUCCAAAGUAUUCAAAAAAUGGAGUACGAUAUAGCGGAGAAAAGACGUACACUGGCAUUAUGAAUUUUAUUUUAAGUAAGUUGGAGGUUCAUAUACAAGAAGUGGACGAACCAUUGGAGAAUUUUAUUUUGCGCGGUAGUGACGGAACAACAAAAUGUAUGUUAAUAUUCGUUUGUGGUCUACAUCGAAACUGUUUUACGUCUUCCGACCGUCUCAAAAUUGCAGCGAUAUUUGAAAACGUGAUUGAUAUAAGGAUAGUUUCUUGUGAUCAAGAAAAAAAGUGCAAGAAUGUAGCAGAUUCGUAUGAUAUUAAUGCGAUUUAUUUGUCCGCGUCUAGUAAUAAUUCUUGGCGCGUUGUUCGUUUCAAAGAUAUAGAUAAACCUGAAGAAUUAAUGGAGAAAUUGUUGGAGCAUUUACCGGAGCCUAAGGAACUCGAUGCUGACGAAUUCUAUAAUAUCAAGAAACACUUGGAAGAAGGGAAAAUAUCUGAAUCUAGUUGGCUUUUAUAUUUUUAUAUCGGAAAGAUAAUCGAACUAGAUCCAAUGUUAAAAAAGCUUUCUAGUAGUAUUAAUGAUAUUAAGCUAGGUAAAAUUAACUGUGCCAGGCAUUCACGUAUUUGCAGCGUGCUUGGCAUAAAUCGUUACCCAAUGUGGGGUAUUCUUAAAUCAGGAGGAGCAUUCGAAUUGCACCACGGAAAGGAUGUGCCUAAUGAUAUUACUAAAUUUGUGUAUAGUAGUGUUAAAGCGGUAAAUGUAUGGGCGUUGAAUGAAGAGCAGAUAAUGUCCAUAUUGGACGGAAAAAAUGGAGCAUGGUUUCUCGAUUGGUACGCGCCAUGGUGUCCUCCUUGCAUGAGCUUUUUAAAAGAAGUUCGCAAAGCAUCGAUAGAAUUUGACAAGUCUGUAGUUCGCUUUGGGACUAUAGAUUGUACCGUACACUCGGCAAUUUGUCAGCGGCAAAACAUUCGUUCAUAUCCAACCGCGAUGCUUGUGAACGGAACCAAUGUUCAUAGAUUUUCAAUGCAGAAAACAGCUGCCAACGUUGUUCAAUUUAUUAGCGAACUACGAAAUCCUACAGUGAUACGACUAUCCUCGAAUAAUUUCAAAAAUCAACUUGGUCGAAGAAUGGGUAAGUUUAUUUGGAUUGUGGGAUUUUUCGCGCCUUGGUGCGCACCUUGUCAACGGCUAACGCCCGAAUAUAUUGCUGUUGCGAACUCUUUAUCCGCACUUCCUCUUGUAAAAGUGGCCAGUAUCGAUUGCGAAGCGGAAUCCGAUUUGUGUGCAUCUCAAGGAAUCCGUAGUUAUCCUACUAUAAGACUAUAUUCAAGUGAAAAUCAAGAUUUAACAAAGUUUUACUCGUAUAAUGGACAGCGAUAUUCGCUUCCGAUAUUAAAAUGGAUUGCACAGUUUCUUCCACGAAAAGUACGGGAUUUGAAUCCGUCGACUUUAAAGAAGGAGGUAUUAAACGAUAAAAAUGUAUGGGUCGUUGAUUUUUAUGCUCCAUGGUGUGAACAUUGCCAAAAACUUGAACCUCAGUUGGCCAUAGUAGCUCAACUGACGGAGAAAACAAUACAGUUUGGUCGCUUUAAUUGUGAAAUUUAUGUUACCGAGUGUGCCGAUGCUGGAAUUAGAUCAUAUCCAACAUUACUGGCAUAUAAUUCUCGGUAUAGUACAAGAAAGAUUAUGAACGGUUUUCCAAUUAAUGGAACAAUGGCGGAAAGUAUAAAACGUAGCGUUUCAGACUUUGUAGCCCGCAUUAAUCACGAUGAGUUAUAGUAUCUAUAGUUACAUACUCUUAUUGUUACGUAUCCGUAUGACGAACUCUCUAAAAGUAUUUUAUACACAUUAUCUUAAUUCUCUCACAUUUCGACUAAUUAGAGCGUAAUUAAACGUUCUCAAUCGUGCAUUUAGCUUUGUAUGCUACUUGAAGAGGUUUCUCUUCGUUUAUUUAAUUUUGUAUUUAAUAUAAACAAAAUAAAAAUUUACAAUUAA
This is a messenger RNA of Osmia bicornis bicornis, 2680 nucleotides long. Its product is annotated as dnaJ homolog subfamily C member 10-like. The coding region runs from base 86 to 2464 and encodes 792 amino acids. Lineage: Eukaryota; Metazoa; Arthropoda; Insecta; Hymenoptera; Megachilidae. The record is from RefSeq and is a predicted model, not a curated record. The transcript is spliced from 11 exons.